Messenger RNA from Caenorhabditis auriculariae, 2503 nucleotides. NCBI's taxonomy places the organism in Eukaryota, Metazoa, Nematoda, Chromadorea, Rhabditida, Rhabditidae. The record is from the annotation of a GenBank genome assembly.
AUGCGUCGCUGUGGUCCGCCGGCGGCUCUGUCGCUUCUCCUGCUUUUCUGCCUCGCUGUGCAACUUUUCUGCCCGCCUCAGCUGGUCGAUGACGACUUCCGGCAGAUCAUCAAGUCUUUCAACGAGCCUGAAACGGUCACCGUCUCGUACAAGGUUCAUUUUUUUCUUCUUCAGUUUUAACAACUACUAUUCAGAGGAAAACCAUGUUCGAAAAGUUCAUAGCCGAGGAGUUUUAUCGGGAGAAACCGACACGAGCCCGAGCCCUCGAGGACAUUCGCAAAGUCGUCCAGUACAACUCGGACGUUUUCUUUUCGACAGAAAUAAUGAUAAUUAUUUGAAAUUACAGAGAACGCCUGAAAGUAUCUACGAAUAUCGUGCUGCACACGAGAUUUGCGCUCAAGAAGACGCUUGCCUGCCGCCUUUUGUUGAUAUCGCGCCCCUCUUGGCAGUAAGCUUCGAAUUUAUUUAGUUGGACCUAUAAAAAUGCAGAAAAUUUUCGAGAAAGGUGGAGAAAUUUUCCAAAAGCUCAUGAAAGCUUGUUUCAUCAGUGACAGGUUCCGAAAAUGAGAAAAAAAAAAUCCCAAAGGAGUCAAAAAGUGAAGGUUUUUUGAACUUUUGAGUCGAGCUUGUUUUUUUUUCAAGGCUUCAUAGGAUUCUUUUCAUUUCAAACUUUACAGCAAAAAACAAUUCAGACAUCGCCAAAAAAGAAGAUCAUGGCAUGCUUAGUUCAAAAAACCAUGUCUACAGUCCUUUCAUCCAUUUUAUGCUAUUUGGAUCAACCGGAAGAGUUCGUGCUCGCCAAAAGAAGCAUACUCAGAGAGCAUCCCCGCAUAAGGUUUGAUUUCGAUAAAUUACUUUUUCAAAAAAACCCCUACAAAAAAAAGUUCUUCUUUGAAAAAAAGAUACUAUUUAGAGACCGUUCUGGAUCCUUAUAAUUUUUUGAGGCAAUUAACUUUUUAAAUCCACAAUUUCCUUUAAAUAUCUUGAUUUUUAAGGUUCUGCGCCGGGGACAACGAGUUCCGGUCGAUGGAAAAGAUGAGAAAAAGCUUGAAAAUCACUGCGCGGCAGCUGAACGCUUGGAAGUUCCUUCUACUGACCCGAGAUCCUGUGGAUCGAUUUCUCAGUGGAUUUAUUGACCAGUGUAUCAGGUGGGGUUCCUAGAUGAGCUUUGGAAAAAAAAGAUGCAGCAAUAAGACUUGCUUACUCCGUGCCUACAGUAUCUUUAGCGUCAAAACUUUUUUUUUUUCCAAAAACCUCCUCGAAUAACUUUCAGAAGAGGCGACCCGUGCUUUGGAUGCGGCUACAACAUGACUUGUUUCCUCGAAACCGAACUUCAAAGGCAUUUUCUCACGAAAUAACAGUGGAAACCAGUUUUUUUAGAGGACUUCAAUUUGUCCAGACGGGCGAUCCUGAGGUCACGGGUGUCGAUAUUCACAUUUACCCACAAAACUGGUUUGUAUUGAACUUUAUGGUUUUCGAGAAAAAUUGAAUGACCACUGUAGCACUUACGCUCUCUGAAUGAUCUCUAAAGAUGUCAAAAUGAAAUGAGUUCAUUGAGGAAGUGGUAAAGUGGGGGAGGAAAAAAAGGUGGGCACUCGGAUUUUUUUAUUUCUUAUACUUAUAAGUAAACUCUUGCUAUUUUUUCCUCACUUAAACUUUUGAUUAAUAUCUUCUUAACUGAAACCUAGACGAGAUAGUCUGUCCAGUUUUUUUUAAUUCAAGUCUUGGCUCAAGCUCCGCCCCUAAUGGCACGAUAAACCAAUCAGAAAGCGAGUCAUUUACAGAGCUUUUGGGAAUGACGUCAUUGUACUUGAAAUUCAAAAUCUGAACAGAAUAUAUCUCCAAGAAACUCCUCCUAGUUUUUUUUUUUUGCUUUUGAAUAAAAUUCUCAAGUUACAAUACUUGUGAUCUAUUUAAAUUUUAGAUAUGAAAAAAAUUUGAAUUUAAAAUGAUUCAGGCGCUGUGACCUCAAACGCUACCAUUCCUACUACACCUUCAUCCGGUACUCCAACAAGCCUCAAGGGACACUCCUUCGGGACUUGGCAGCUGCAUUUCGAGACAGAAACGUGAGUUCAGACUUGAGACGUUACUUUUCAAAUGGUCAAAAAUUUAGACGUCUCUCAUUUUUUUUUAAAUCGCAACCUGGUGGUUAACUGAUUAUAUUUAAAUAAUCUUCCAAAAUCUCAUUUUUACAUGUUUUUUCUUCAAUGACCACGCCCACCUUCAGGUCUCCGAAUCGUCCAUCCGUUACAUAACCAAAUCCUUGCUGUCCGGUCGGACGAAGCACUCGACGGUCACUUCGGCGACGCGAAAGUUCUUGGAGCAUCGCCUGAAGACGAGUCCUUACCUGAUGGAACUCAUAGUUAGGUAAGCAAAUAACUUUUUUCUUUAUAGGUGUAAUAGUUUGUUUUUUUAUAAAUAAAAAAAUUCCAGACUUUUCUAUUACGACUACAUCCAUCUCAAUUAUCCGAUUCCCGACUACACUCAACUUGGAACCUUUUGA